Molecule: messenger RNA, 884 nt
Organism: Acanthoscelides obtectus
Lineage: Eukaryota; Metazoa; Arthropoda; Insecta; Coleoptera; Chrysomelidae
Source: the annotation of a GenBank genome assembly
AGGAUAACCAUGCUACAAACACACAUCUAAUGCCGAAAUGAACCUGACAACGAACUGCACCGGCGGGGACACGGGGGGCUGCGUCGAACUGCAGGAGUUGCAGGAUUUCGUGGAAGGCCAACAGGAAGACUUCGAGCUGUACCCGAUCUCAUUGGUCGUCCCGUUCACGGCCAUCUAUGCCAUGAUCUUCUUCACGGGCGUUGUGGGGAACGUCGGCACGUGCACUGUCAUCGCCAGGAAUAAGCACAUGCAGACCGCGACGAAUUGUUACCUGUUCAGCCUGGCUUGUUCUGACCUGCUUCUGCUCCUGUCUGCUCUACCUCCCGAAAUGUACCGACUCUGGUCCUCCGACAAGUACAUUUUCGGGGAGGCCUUCUGCAUAAUGCAAGGCUUCUUCGCAGAAACAUCUGCCAAUGCAUCAGUAUUCACCAUUACAGCAUUUACAGUGGAAAGGUACUUGGCAAUUUGUCACCCCUUUCUUUCACACACGAUGUCAAAGCUAUCCAGAGCCGUCAGGUAUAUAGCUGGCAUCUGGAUCACUGCAAUGAUCCUGGCGAUUCCGCAAGCAAUCCAGUUUGGUGUGCUUGAGGAAUUUAGGAACGGGAAGGAGAGGUCGGAAUGCACUUUGGCUAGGCCUUUAUCAGGUCACGCAUUCGAAAUCUCCACUUUUAUAAUCUUCGUGGGCCCGAUGACCCUGAUCACAAUUCUCUACGUGCUCAUCGCAGUCCAGCUAAGGAAGACCCAGCAGAUCACCGCCCACAGAGGGUCCCGAAACUUGCACCAGUCCAAAAAAAGACACCCGAGAACCACGAACGGGCAGCGGAGAGUCAUCAAAAUGCUAAGUGAGUGAGAUUUCACAUAUAAGUGCCGGUCACUGCAUCCAU